This is a messenger RNA of Clonostachys byssicola, 2124 nucleotides long. The record is from the annotation of a GenBank genome assembly. Lineage: Eukaryota; Fungi; Ascomycota; Sordariomycetes; Hypocreales; Bionectriaceae.
AUGGAUAGAAAGGACAGGCAUCUCCUUACAGACACGGACCAUGAUAUUGUCAAAUCAAUCAGCAGCCGUUGGCUUGCCGAGGGCUUCUGGGCUAUCGCUGAGCUGGAUGGAUCGAUCCCAAACAGGCUGAGCCCAGAGGAGAUCGAGCCAGAAACAGCGGUAAUCUCGGGCAUGAGCGAUGAGGCCUUGCUCAGUCAUCAUAGAGAAACGGCUGCAAAAUCGCGCUCAUUCGAAAACAGUGGUCACUGGCUAUUCCGGGCAUUCUUCACUGGGGAACAGACGCUCGGUAGAUUCCAGCAUGACGAUACUGUCAAAGCCGAGGUCUUGACAGAUAUGAGCGAUUCUUACUAUGCAAGGUCGAGACAUGUGCUCACGCAUGGCGUAGAACAUUCACAAAAGCUGCUGGAAUACGCCGUUAUCUUGCGGGAGAUUGCUUUAAAAAUGCCGCAAUUCCGCGAGGCAAAUGUUAGAGUACCAGAGCUGAGGAAGCUCGCCGAAAUACAUUCUGAGAGGCUUUUCAGAGGGGGGCUUAGGGAACCCUUGAAGGUCACCAACAUAGCAGCUGCUUGUUUUGAAGAAGCCGCCAGCUUAAUGACAAGAGAAGAAGGGGGAAGGCUACGCGCGGCAAGUCGUGCGCUGAAAUUCAUGGGCGGUGAUAUCAGAGCCAUCGAUUGUGCUCUCGAGAUUUCUAUUGACGAGAUCAUGGAACGGCCUGUAUCUAUGGAUUCGGUAACACCGCGCCGAUUUCGGUUCAUUGACUGCCAAAGCUUCUGUAAAAUGGGCGCCCUCCGAAUCUUGGAGCUUCCUGACUUACCAGAGUCGUACUAUGUGGCUAUAUCGUACGUCUGGCAAGGAGGUUUGCGCGCGGAUGCUUGCCCCAACCAUGGCCCAGUCAUCAAGAUCAACAAUGCUGCCAACGCAGAUCCCAUAUCUAUCGACGUGCUGCGGAUCGCGUGUAACGCCGCGCUGACACUCAACUGCCCUCUCAUAUGGCUUGAUGGGGUUUGCAUCAUGCAAGGGAACGACCAUGAUAAAGAUUGGCAAAUUCAGAACAUGUUCAAGAUCUACAGCCUGUGUAAGACGUGCUUGAUCAUUCCCGGAGGAUUGUCAAGACUCGUCGCUAUUGACGAAGAGACGAGGUGGGUUCACCGCGCCUGGACUCUGCAGGAGGCUAUUGCUCCGCCAUCGUGCCAUUGCCUCUUCUCAUGGCCGCACGGCGACUGCGUGCUGCAAACAGUGAGCUUUGCUGGAGUCCACGAGGUGGAGCCGGGCAGGGCUGCCAUCUCUGAGAUGAGAAGUUUGUUGAACAUAACACAUAAGAAGUGCGAUAUAAUAAAGGGCAGACAGAGAGAUAACCUAGGGAAAGUCACGAUACGACUACUGGGUAAUGAAAUCGAGGAUAAAGAUAGCGUUUCCCUAAAUGCCCUGAUCGGUGCCCUAGACCGGAAGGGCAGGGAAGGCAUGGGCAACGCCGUCUGGAGGGCAGCCUUGACAAGAUUCUCAUCACGACCUGUUGACUUUGCCCUGAGUAUCAUGGGUAUAUUUGGCAUAACUCUUGAUCCGUCUCGAUUCGCACCUGAUGACAAAAUAGGUGCAACGGUUGCAUUGAUGCAAGCAAUGAUUGUCGAGGGACAGAGACCGGAGUGGUUGGGGAUAAUGGAGAAGCUACGUCCGGGCCAGUAUUUGACAAUGCUUCCUGAGUUCCCGCAGCCAGACGUGGAUGGAAGGGCCGCAUUUGGAAAGACCUUGUGGAGUUCGAAUUGGUGGAUCAAGGAUGUCCCUCCUGGCUUAAGGAUGGAUGAUGCCGGGUAUCUGCACAUCUCGGCAUUAUGCUUGCCAAUUCAAUCCGUCCGCCCUGGGAGUGCCGAUGUGAUAUUUGAGAAUACCGAUGGGCAAUGGGCUCUAUCUUUGAACAAAAGCCCACAGAUUUAUGCGGUUCGUCUCGGAGAGAAGUGCCUUUACACAGCUAUCAAAUUCCCCCCUCAGGUCAUUCUGGACAAGUAUUUGGUUCUUCUUGCCGAAAAGUCCAAAGAGGAGAGAUUUCAUUGUCUUGGAUACGCUUCUGUGGAGGAAAAUGUCAUCAACUUGGAGAGUUGGGGAACUCUGACACUUGUAAUAAGAUAG